ACUGGUUGCACAGUGAUGCACAGCCGCCUUACCUAACAAUUCAUAGGCAUUUCUCGACUUUACUUACAUUUUAGUUACCCACGCCCUAUCGGCUAUUCAGCAUUGUUCCUCAUUCAGCUCAUUCUUGUUCCUGUUUUUGUCAUAGUAAAUUCACAUCUAACUUUUAAACGGCCCGUUUUUUGCUCGUUGUGUCUUUUCGUAAUAGUCGCCCGUUUUCCUCGGUUCUAUCGCUUUAGCAAUUUGCCAAUCUACAAACCAAAAGACCAAAAAGAAACAGUCGUUCAUCCAUCCCGUUGCAUUACUCUUGGCUGGCCAGAGAAAAGAAGAAAAUCAAUCACCACCGAAAUCCGUACACGAAACCUCUAGACAUAGAGCCUUGUAAAACGCAAACAUGCAAUUCGCUGCCGUCUCCCUGUCGCUUUUUGCUGCCUUCGUUGCGGCUCAGAACUCUACCUCUACAUCCCUCCCGGAUCUCGUCUCCCAACUACCGUCAUGCGCCGCCAGCUGUCUGGCUAGUUCCGCGAAGAGCGCCGGGUGCUCGGCGGAGGAUUUCACUUGCCUUUGCGGGGACAACAAGGAGUCGUUCAUCUCCAGCAUCACCGGCUGCAUCGGCCUCUCGUCCGGUUGCUCCCAGGACGAUAUUGGAAAGCUCUCUACUCUCGCUCCCGAGAUCUGUACCGCCGUGGCGGCGAACCCGGACGCUUCUGCUGUCGCGUCGGCUUCCAACAUCGUCAGCUCGGCCAUCGGUACCGCUACCCCUACCUCGACUCCCGGCGCCGCCGUCAGACCCGAGGUUGGAAUGGGACUAGUGGGAGCCGCCGCCUUGGCCGCUUUCGCCUUGUAAAACCACUCUGCACACACCAUCACUUCUCGAUUUAGACUUCACGAUCAUUAAUGACCCAGGAUCAGGGCGGGUGGUUGUACUUUAGAUCAUCAUAGACCGGUAGGAUGGGUCGCAAUCUAUAAGGCUGGGAAUAACUGGGGAUCGAGGGCAUCCUAUAAAAUGCCGGAUUGGGGGGGUUCAUAGGCUUUACAUAUUGGAUCUUGGACGUCCAUUAAUACACGUACAUACUUAUUGUGCUCCUGGUCUUGUCUUUUGAUGACUGACUCGUGAUCAGAUGGCUAUAAGUGGAAGCUAAGCUGUUGAAUACUUGUAGGCUGCAACUGGCGUAUAC
Molecule: messenger RNA, 1175 nt
Organism: Annulohypoxylon truncatum
Lineage: Eukaryota; Fungi; Ascomycota; Sordariomycetes; Xylariales; Hypoxylaceae
Exons: 2
Coding region: 392-844 (150 amino acids)
Source: RefSeq, a predicted model, not a curated record